AUGCAAGGUGACAAUAUACCCUCCCCAGCAGACAGUGCGGGCGGCGAUUCUGAGGAGUGGAAUGGUCCUUAUAUCACGUCAAAGACAGAGACUCAGCAGGGUCAGGCCAAGACUCACCGUCUUGCAUCUGUCCCUGCGCCUCCAUAUAUGAGUUGUGGCCUGAAGCGGCGUGAUGCUGGAAGGCUGUUUGUUGAUGCUCUAAGGCAUCACUCGGGCCAAGAUUCAGUAUCUUAUAUCAGUGAGAGAGACCCAAACGCUGAUACAGGCGUUUCCAGGAUAAUUGUCAGCGAUGAAGCAGCAAUUGCCAUUUCGGCUGCCGUAACAGACAUCCUCCACUCCUACGUACAAAAGGUAAAGCAAAUAUUCUGCACCAAUGAAGAUCAAAAAACAUAUCACACAAAGGCCAGUCUUGAGGCUGCUCUGGUAGAACUUCAACGAGAAAACCCUGCUAUAGCGCGGAUGCUGGCUCCUGUAAGCCCAGCAAAUAGGUCUAAGACGCAGUAA
Giardia duodenalis is the source of this 504-nucleotide messenger RNA. RefSeq lists its product as uncharacterized. Lineage: Eukaryota; Fornicata; Diplomonadida; Hexamitidae. The record is from RefSeq and is a predicted model, not a curated record. The transcript has a single exon. Bases 1 to 504 code for a protein of 167 amino acids.